UCUACCUUUCUCAUUGCAACAUGUCCCAACGCACUCACCACAUCGCGCGCGCCUGGUCGAUUCUGGAGGAGCGCGAACUGUCGCGCUCUAUGUACGCGCGGCAGCUCGGCACAGGCCCAGAGCAAGUGUUCUACAGCACCAAGGCUGCGCGGGCACGUGCAAACGUAGCAGCGAACCGAUACUCUAACGUCCUUCCUUAUGACCGUGCCGCCGUCGCGACGGAGGAGGGCGCGUAUGUAAACGCUAGCGUGGUGCGCGCAGGUGGCGAGUGGUGGGUAGCUGCCCAAGCGCCCGUUCCGGACAACUUUGCAGCCUUCUUCCGCGCCAUUCUCUAUCGCACCGCCUCGCAACAUCCUCUCAUUACUCCCUUACGUCCGAAGAAGAGCAACCACGCCAUUCUCGUCCAGCUCACGGGCUGGAGCGAGCGCGGGUCGCCCAAGGCGGACGACUACAUGCCAAAGGAUAGCCUUACCUUCCAUCACCCAGUUGGCAACGUGCAUCUGGACCGCAAGACCAGCUUGACGAAACCCAACCUCGGUGCCGAGUACACCGAGAUGAUAUUGGCGGACGUGGACAGCGCCAUGACAGUUCAUCACUACUUCUACGGCGCCUGGCCCGACCACGGGGUGCCAGAGGGCAAGGCGUUGGCUCAGCUGCGUGGGCUCGUGCGCGAGGUGCGGCAGCUCGCGGAGAAGGAAGGGUGUGAGGUCUGGGUCCAUUGCUCCGCUGGAGUUGGACGCACCGGGACGUUCAUCAUGCUCUUGUCGAUGCUCGACCGCCCUCCUUCGAAAGGGGAGGAUGAGGCGCCUUUCAAAACUCCGCUCGGUGACCUCAAGAUGGAGCCCGCCGACCCAAUUGCGCGCCGCGUCGACGCCAUUCGCGAGUACCGCUGCAUGUUGGUUCAGACGCCACAACAGCUGGCGCUGCUUUACACCAUGAUGGGUGUAUAGGCUGACGACCCCCGAGAAUGAGGCACCUGAAUGCGCUGUGGGCUCUACUCAUGGUGAAAUUGAGCGUUCAGGCCCUACGAGCUGCGAGCACCUGCGACUGUAUAGCAAGCUGGCUUGCUUCCCUUCACUAGUUAUGUAGCAUACUUCUUCCAAGCAUGGAUCUCAUCUUUGAGUCGUAUCCGG
This is a messenger RNA of Cutaneotrichosporon oleaginosum, 1133 nucleotides long. RefSeq lists its product as uncharacterized. Gene Ontology annotation, molecular function: protein tyrosine phosphatase activity. Gene Ontology annotation, biological process: protein dephosphorylation. NCBI's taxonomy places the organism in Eukaryota, Fungi, Basidiomycota, Tremellomycetes, Trichosporonales, Trichosporonaceae. The record is from RefSeq and is a predicted model, not a curated record.